AUGGACACGGAGAGGCCUCGCUCACGCUCCAGGAGAAGCCGCAAGCGGGACCCAAAGCGGAGACGAAGCCGUAGCCGCCCUGUUGCGACUGCCGGCCGAGGGCGAAGCCCCACGGACUGGGAGAUGCCGAACCGCUGGAGCCGCGAGAAGGAGUGGAAGGACUCCAAGGAUUCCAAGGACUCCAAGGAGCUCAAGGACUGGCCCGAGACCGUUCGACAUAACCGGUGGAAUCAGGACAAGGACAGGCAGGACAGGCAGGACAGGCAGGACAGGCAGGACAGAGACCGGGAAGGCUGGGCUGGUCGUGGUGUUCGCGAGCGAGAGAACUCGUGGCACUCUGGCAGCAGGGACUCGUCUCUGCAGCCCCUGCCACGCCCCGGCUACGACCGUGACAGGCGCCUGGCGCAGGUGGAGGACGAUCCCCGGUACUUCCCGGGCGCCGAGCUGGGAAAGGCACAAAAGGCUGCCAUGGGAAUCAAGGGCAUGCACGGGCGCAACACGGCAUCUUUUGACCCGCGGUCCACGCUGGUGCGACCGGCCAUGCGAGUCGUCUAUGGCAGGAAGGGGCAUGAGUUCGGGGCACAGACCAAGCCCGACGACGUGGUGGUUGUGCCAGAGCUGCUCUGCGCUACGGGCGACGUUGGGACUCUGAACCGGCUGCUUGCAGAGCUGCAGCAGCUGCAGCUGGCGAAAGAUGCGAAAGAUGCGAGAGGCCAGCCGGAGCCCAGCGAUGUGCCAGCCGUCCAAAGCUUGGGUGCGCGCAUGUGCCAGUACUUCCAAGUGGACCCUGACUCCGCCACCUUCCGCGUGCGCUGGCACCGUGGCGACCAGCUCGUAGAACUCGCAUCCCGCAACUUCGGACCGGCCAAAGGUCCGGGAAGCUGCAUGCUGAACUUGUCCCUGGGCGCUACCUGUGAGCUGGCCUUCAAGCGCAGGAAGACGGGGGAGAUCCUGUACUUCCCGCAGGAGAACGGCACGCUGCUGCUCAUGGGCCACGAGGUCGUCAGCAGCUGGCUUCCCGGAGAGUCCAAGCAGCCGGAGCGCGACCAGGUCUCCAUCGCCGUCUCGGGACGCAGCCGCCAAGCCGUGGAAGAGACGGCGCUGUCAGACACCGUCGCCGAUGCCACCAAGGAGGGUCCAUGCAGAGACUUUCGUUUCGGCCGCUGCGCCUACGGUGACAACUGCAGGUUCUCCCACGACCAGGAGAAGCCUCUGGCACGAGAGGAGGCAGCUCCGCUCUCCUGGCCGGACCGGCCUAGCAUGCGCGUCAUAACCGUCCCGGCCUCCCGCCGAUACGCAGCCCCUGUGAAGCACGAUGACGUGAUCGUGGUUCCCGAGUUCUUCUGCAAAGAAGAGGACUGGGACACUUACUACACCCUGAUCAAGGAGAUGCGCGAAAGCCAAGCCAAAGGCGAACGCAAGGCUGAGUGGAUCCCUUGGCACGAGGGGGCCCACCUUCUCAGUCAGAACCCCACCGGCUCGGCGACGUACACCAGGGUGGUAGAGCGAAUGUGCGAGUACUUCAAAGCGGCGGAGGGCAACCGGGGCACCCGCUUCAACUGGUACCGGGAUGGGUCGGACUGGAAGCCUUUCCACCAUGACUCUGCCGCCUUCAACGAGGCGCGCGCGGCGAACCAGAACUGUACCGUCGGCAUUUCCUUCGGUGCUUCCCGCGAGCUGGCCUUCAGGCAUGCGAAGACGGGCGAGCUGAUAUACUUUCCCCAGAAGAAUGGCAUGCUCUUUUACUUCGGGCGCGAUGCGAACAUCAUCUGGCAGCACGGCGUCAACGCCCUGCCGGAUCAGGAGCAGGAUGGGAAGGGGCGGAUCUCCAUCAUCUGCUGGUGCCUGUGCCAACUUGGUGUGGAAGAGAAGGGCUCGCCAGGCAUGCUUACGGACGAGUCCCGGGGCAGCUUCAGCAUGCAUGGCAAGGGCAAGGGAAAGGGCAAAGGAAAGGGCGAUGGAGUCUGCCGCGACUACCAGAGGGGAUCCUGCUCUUAUGGUGACAAGUGCCGGUUCCUGCACAGGAACUAG
Symbiodinium natans is the source of this 2031-nucleotide messenger RNA. The record is from the annotation of a GenBank genome assembly. Lineage: Eukaryota; Dinophyceae; Suessiales; Symbiodiniaceae.